AUGAACUUAAUUAUAGUUGUUACACUUAUCACUCUCAUCCUCUCCACAAUCCUGGCUACAGUAUCAUUUUGGCUUCCCCAAAUAACCCCCGAUGCAGAAAAGCUCUCCCCCUACGAAUGCGGUUUCGACCCUUUAGGCUCUGCACGCCUACCCUUCUCCCUACGCUUCUUUCUAGUCGCCAUCCUAUUCUUGCUGUUUGACCUGGAAAUUGCCCUCCUGCUCCCCCUUCCAUGAGGCAAUCAACUACUAACUCCCGCUUACACCCUUCUAUGAGCUGCAACCAUUUUAAUCCUACUCACCCUAGGCCUAAUUUAUGAGUGGGUACAGGGUGGCCUAGAAUGGGCCGAAUAG
This is a messenger RNA of Ictalurus punctatus (channel catfish), 351 nucleotides long. Lineage: Eukaryota; Metazoa; Chordata; Actinopteri; Siluriformes; Ictaluridae. The record is from the annotation of a RefSeq genome assembly.